This is a messenger RNA of Sinocyclocheilus grahami, 1778 nucleotides long. RefSeq names its product transmembrane protein 135 (gene tmem135). The transcript is spliced from 15 exons. The record is from RefSeq and is a predicted model, not a curated record. NCBI's taxonomy places the organism in Eukaryota, Metazoa, Chordata, Actinopteri, Cypriniformes, Cyprinidae. Bases 41 to 1453 code for a protein of 470 amino acids.
CAGGAAACUGGAGGCGCGCUCCCGCGGCGCGCUGCUAACCAUGGCUGCUCUCAGCAAGUCCUUACCGCAUAGCUGCUAUGAGAUAGGACACACAUGGAGUUCCUCAUGUACGACCUCCACCCUGCAGGUGACAGCCGGCGCUCUGGAGGUCUCCUUCAAGAUAUAUGCUCCUCUGUAUUUGAUUGCAGCAAUUUUAAGAAGAAGGAAAAAGGAUUAUUACAAGAAAAGGUUGCUUCCUGAGAUCCUGCAAUCGACAUCUUUCCUGACCGCAAAUGGAGGCCUCUACAUUGCAUUUUUCUGCAUUCUCCGGAAGCUGUUGGGACGUUUCUACUCCUGGUCAGCCGGCUUUGGGGCAGCACUGCCGGCCUCAUACAUUGCCAUACUAAUAGAGCGGAAAAGCAGGAGAGGACUCCUAACAAUUUACAUGGCGAACCUGGCAACGGAGACGAUUUUCCGGAUGGCUGUCACAAGGGGUCUUGUUAAGCCUAUGAAACAUGGAGAGGUUCUUCUCUUCUGCUUGACCGCAUCUCUCUACAUGUUUUUCUUCAGAUGUAAAGACGGACUGAAUGGCUUUGCAUUCUCUGCCUUAAAAUUUAUAGUUGGCAAGGAGGAGAUCCCGACACACUCUUGUCUGGCUGAGCAUGCGUACGGACAGGGUUCGGAGAGAGACGCGCAGCCACCGGAUGAGAGACCGGAGCACACGCCUGCCUUCAGGGGGAGCUGCAUCAGAGCAUUUACACGCAAACUCCUAGACUCUAUAUGCAAACAUGGACCCAGGCAUAGAUGUUGCAAACACUAUCAAGACAACUGCAUCUCCUACUGUGUUAAAGGUUUCAUCCGAAUGUUCAGCGUGGGUUACCUCAUUCAGUGCUGUUUGAAGGUUCCAUCAGCAUUCAGACAGGCCUUUACAAAACCCUCUCGACUGCUCUGGCUGCUCUACAACAAAGAGAACUUCCAGCUAGGAGCUUUCUUGGGAUCGUUUGUCAGUAUAUACAAGGGCACCAGCUGUUUACUGAGAUGGAUGCGUAACCUGGACGAUGAGCUCCAUGCUCUCAUAGCAGGUUUUCUUGCUGGCACCUCAAUGUUCUUUUACAAGAGCACCACCAUCUCCAUGUACCUCUUCUCCAAACUAGUGGAGACAUUGUAUUUCAAAGGGAUCGAGGCAGGCAAGUUUCCGUACUUCUCUGAGGCCGACACAGUAAUCUAUGCCAUCUCCACUGCCAUCUGUUUUCAAGCGGCGGUUAUGGAAGUGCAAAACCUGAGACCAUCGUACUGGAAGUUUCUACUGCGGUUGACGAAGGGCAGGUUUGCCCUAAUGAACAGAAAAGUGCUCGAUGUUUUUGGGACAGAGGCUUCCAAACACUUCGGUGACUUCACGCCUAAACUUGACCCCAGAUACGUGCUGUGUCCAAUCGACAACGGACGUGCAGCUGGGCUGAUAGACCAACAAUGACACGAAGGCACGGAAAGCUCUUGCACACGAUCUCUCUCUCUUACAUUCUCUUGCCCUGGCGCUCUAUGUCAUUAAAUGUGAAGUGAAAGUGUGAAGCCAGUUAUGUUUACGUUGAUGUGGAUCUGAAACAUUUUGCAAUAUAAUUACCGCAAGCAAGAUGUGACCUCUGUGUACGCACAAUAUCUGCAUCGGUUUGUCUGAAGAUGAUUUGAAGUUCAUAGGAUAAUGGUUGCUUAUUGGAUUUUCAAGGACAGAAUGACAGAGCAGGAUUGUGUUCACGCUAACUCAGCAAUUCCUGGACUGCUUGGGAUCUGACCUGGGACCU